UGUAAUAAUAAGGGUGUAAGUGUCACAGGUGAACACAGUUGUGUCCGAUCAUUGGGGUGGAGAAGCAGAUCAAGAAGAUCAAAAGCAAAUGGGUCUUCAUGCUCCUUGUAUAUCCACAGCAUUAUAGUGUUGUCUGGAAAAAAUGGCAGUCUUCUCACCCAACACUUUACUCUUCCCGUCUCUUUCCUCUCGGCCAGUUCAAUUCCCUUCUCAUCCUUCCGUCAAAUCUCCCCGUCGCCGGCGGUUCUCAGCCUCGGCCGCCUCUUCUUCCUCCUCUAGCUCAUUACCUCCUAUGGAAGGCCGGAGUAAGUUCAUGGACUUCCCCCACGUGUCCGCCCCGCACAGGUCCCUGAUGUUCGAUCUCCUGUCGGCGGUGGAGAAUCGCCUCGGGACCCAGUUGGAGCCCUGCGCUCUGCCGCCGAACGUAGAGUACUACCAGAACCAAGCAGGCAAUGCCCGCGGCUCUCUCUACGUCCGGCGCGGCCAGAGCUCCUCUCCGGUCGAUUUCGUGUUAGGAAGUUGGCUGAACUGUCAGCUCCCGACAGGAGGAGCGCUGAACAUCACGAGCCUCUCGGCCUACCUUAAAACUUCGACCGACGCCCCGAACUUCCUGUUCGAGCUCAUACGGAAUGGGCCGACGUCGCUCGUCAUGAUCCUCGACCUAACUCCGCGAAAGGACCUCGUCAUGUUCCCCGACUACCUUAAAACGUUCUACGAGGACACCCAAUUGGAUUCCCACAGACAGGCUCUCGAGAAACUCCCCGAGGCCCAGCCUUACUUCUCCUCGGCACUCUACAUUCGAUCGGUGGUCUCUCCAACUGCCAUAAUGCUCAAGAUCGAUGCAGGAGGCGAAGACCGGUUGGAAGAGAUCAUCGACAGUCAGCUGCCUACCAUCUCAAAAGCAGUUCUGGAGAUCUGGCUGGAUAAGUGCGCGUACGGGGAGGAGAGAGGUGUGGACGAGGCCGACAGGGCUUACUUGGAGAAGAGGGACAAUGUGGUUAAGAGGAAGACUAUCGACAUCGACUUGGCAUCAAACUUCCCGAGGCUAUUCGGUCCAGAAAUCGCUGGAAGGGUCAUAGAAGUCUUAAGGGAGGUCUAUGCAGUGUGAUCUGUGAAGCUAUCAAAGGCAUUUCUUCGGGACAGGGAAGUUCUGUAGAUCAUGCAUGAUCUUUCAUCGAAUGCAUUUCGCACCCGAUCUGCAGCAUAAGUUUACAGCACGUAGGUCUUUUCUGUUCUAAGAGUUUGGAAGAUCAUGGGCAACAUGAACCGAGUGUGACUUGUACUAAGCAAAACAUGUUACUACGCUAAGGAAAGAGGUGAUUGCUUUCAAUA
Punica granatum (pomegranate) is the source of this 1332-nucleotide messenger RNA. The record is from RefSeq and is a predicted model, not a curated record. Lineage: Eukaryota; Viridiplantae; Streptophyta; Magnoliopsida; Myrtales; Lythraceae.